CCUCGACAACCAACCAACUCCUCUCCCUCCUCCUCGCCGACCAACCCGCUUUGGCCACCCAUCUUCAGCAAUGGACCCGCAGCAGGUCGAUCUCCUGGUCUCGCACUACCACUCCAUCCAGCAGUCGGUCUUGAUUCACACCGAUCCCCCCAUCGCCAACAGGGACAAUGCCCAGCCGGCCGGGUCGUCCUCAGAUCAACCCCUUGCGGCCCAGACCGGCCCGCAUCCCGAGCACAGCACCAUCCAUCUGCCCAGCCUGAUUUCGCUGCUCCACACCAUCCAGUCCUCCCAGCCGGAGCUUGGCUCGGACAUUGACCGCAUCCUGCGAGAAAUCGAUGCGGGUAACUACACCGAGGUUCUAUCGCUGCUCUCUCGUCUCCUGCACGGAUCGUGCGGGGUCGCCAUCGAAAAGUCAGUCGGCUCCAUCGAACAGCACGAACCGGCCGGGCUGGCCGACCCGCCGGAAGGCCCAGUGCAGGAGGACUCCACCGAUACCGGCAGCCGACGGCGGGUACGCUUCCUCAAUUCGGCGGGAUUCAUGAACAUUGAGAUGAACAGCGCCUCACCGACACCGCCGCCAAGUGCAUCCGAAUCGCUCAGAAGUGUCGGCAGCAGUAGCACUGGCAGCUCGGCGACGCUCAGCAACAACAGGCCGCCAUCUCUGCAAAGCGACGCUUGGUCCGGAUCGUGUGCCACUGCCCAUCCCAACGACCCCCCGCAGUACUCGGCCUCGGCCCAGUUCGACAAGAGCGCCUACAUUGCCGGUCGAAAACAGCGCCGCAACCAGCGAACCGCAGAGAAGAUCAAGGCAAGCCAGUCGUCCUCGCUCGUGUGGAAAAUCGAGCGCGAAGGGUCGGACGACGAAUCGGCAGCCCCAAGCAUUUCGCUCUCGUACCAGCCUCCCGAGUGGAUGCGCCAGCAAACGCAACCGCCGCCGUACUCCCUUGAAGACGAAAAGCGAAUGCAGCUCCCUGAUUCAUGUCUCAAGGCCUCGCUCCAGAGCGACUCGGAUCCGAUCGAGACCGAGACCGAGACCGAGACCGAGAUUCAGCCCAGAGAAUAUCCCAACCGCAGGUCGUCCAUGAUGGUGCAGAAUUUGCAGACGGCGCCGCUGCGCGACUCAAAUGCCGAUCUCACGGCCAUUCUCGAGCGCUCGGCGACGCAGGGUUUGACUCGAGAGGCGAGCUUGCUCUCGCAUGCCAGUCUGCGGUCGCGCAUGGUGGACUCGACAGCUUCGUCCGUGCCCAGCAUGUCAUGGUUUCCUUCGCCGCCUGCGUUUGUGGUUCCCGAUGCGAACGAGUCCGGCCGGGAGCAGCCGUAGACCCAGAGC
This is a messenger RNA of Polychytrium aggregatum, 1330 nucleotides long. RefSeq lists its product as uncharacterized. The record is from RefSeq and is a predicted model, not a curated record. The transcript is spliced from 3 exons. Bases 71 to 1321 code for a protein of 416 amino acids. Lineage: Eukaryota; Fungi; Chytridiomycota; Chytridiomycetes; Polychytriales.